This is a messenger RNA of Lingula anatina, 2983 nucleotides long. RefSeq lists its product as uncharacterized. NCBI's taxonomy places the organism in Eukaryota, Metazoa, Brachiopoda, Lingulata, Lingulida, Lingulidae. The record is from RefSeq and is a predicted model, not a curated record.
CUUGGUCAUGACAAAAGGUGUCGCGUUUUCUGUCAAUGCGCUGAAUGCGACCUCUGGUUAAAGGACUGAAAGGGUCAAUAUCCAAACCAUUAUUGUGUUCUCACGUGUCGACACGCGUGUCUGUGAUAUAUAGACUCAGUUGUAGCGUAUAGACAUAAACCGUUUAUAAUUUCGUGCUGUAACUUAAAGGAUGUCAGCGCUUGUGCUCGCCUAGUUUGUAAUGAUUGAAAAAUACAACUUGUGUUGUGUAGGCUGUGCAUGAAGAACGCACUAAUUGAUAAAUAGAAGUCGUCUACAGAAAUAUUAACAAAAGCAGAAAACAAGUCGAAGCCUGUAUUUAUCAGAUAUAUCAGAUAUAGGCCAGGGCCAGGAUAUAUUUGAAUUAUCAGCAUCCCGCCAUGGAGUCAGUGAGUUGGUACAAGAGACAAGAUUUCUGGGCGUGGUUUGCUGGCAUCGUUUUCAUAGCUGCUUUGAUAGGGGCGAUGUUCGGCUUUGGUGCUAUGCGUGGCUGGGACGCUCAGUCCGGUUACACACACAACACCAGUGCAACGUCCAGAGACAGGUUCUGGCCUGAGCCCUAUGUGCCGGAACCAGGGGUGAAAGGCAGAUACGGCGUUGGUGCCGAUUCCCGUUGGUAUUACUGGAAACUGCCGCCGGAUCAAGUCACUGCAUUCACCCGUCUCUUCAUGUGGUUAAGCUACGUGGGUCAUCAGUUACUCAUGUGGGCUGGGAUACUCUAUUCACAACUGGCCAAGGCAGCAGAAACACCCAAUGAGAAAUAUAGCACAAAGCUCGGGAAACACAACUACAUAUUACUAGGUCUGAAUGUGUUCUUCCACCUGCUUCACCUGCUACAAACUCAUAUCACCUAUGACGCAUUGGCACAGGAUGUCAGCAUUGCCAGCUCACAGUCCUCCGUGAUCAUGAUGUUGGUAUUGAUCGUGCUGUUAGAAUACAAAGAGCGAGGGAUGAUCUUCGGUUGGCCCAGCGUCCAUGACAACGGCUCAAAGAGCAGGAAAGUGCGCUUUAGCUACGGCCCUAUAAACUUAUUCCGCAAGUACCAUGGAUAUGCCUUUGCCUGGGCUGUAAUCUAUACGUUCUGGUAUCACCCCAUGGAAAACACGUGGGGACAUGCUUUGGGGUUCGCUCACACGUGGUUGGUUAUGCUGCAAGGUAGUCUUGUGUACACCAACAUGCAUCUGAACAGAUACUGGCGCCUCCUAUUAGAAAUAUGGGUCACGUGGCACGGGGGUGUGGUUGCGUACCAGACAGGAGGGCCAGACAUGUUGGGGACAAAGUUGUGGCCAAUGUUUGUCUUCGGAUUCGCCUUGGUAUUGGUACUUACUCAGAUAUUCUCUUUGCCAUUCUGGAGAAGGAUACCCUGGUGGACGAGAGUGUUUCCCCUCGUGGUUUAUCUGGCUAUAACAAUAUGGUGUUACAGCUGGAUCCCAGAUGCCCAGGGGAGAACCUGGGUGCGCAUGCAGGAAAUAAUACGUAUUCCCGCCGUUUACUACCUCUAUGCUUUAAUGGCGUUUGGGCUUUUAUACUUGAUUCUCUACAUUGACAGACGAUGUAACAACUCCCGCGGCUCGUAUGACAUUAAGAAGAAGCCCAGCAUUGCCGCGCAAGUGAUGUUCAUCAUGGGAAGCGUUUUCGUUUAUGCUGUCAUGGUGACAUUAAGCGCCCUCUUACAGAUACUAGACGUUCAAAUUGACCUGAUUGCCCUGAUGAUCCUGUUGGUGGGGGUUUUCAUUAUAGGUGUGUGCAUAUCAAUAUUGUUUUUGAAGCAGAUAAUGCUAAGACAGUCUGCCGUAGGGCCCACUGAAGAGAAGCACUCAGAUAGUGAGGAGUACGUGUCCACUUCCAAACUGAACGUGAAGCAGACGACCACUUACAGCACUUACGAUCAAACAAAAGAAAAGGAUCAAGAUGCGGUGACCACCAAAACCGAACGAUUCUGAAUUGACAUUGAAAGCACUGUGAUAUAGUUUUAACCUUAAAACACGCGUUAACUAUAUAUGAAGUUUGAUAUUAUUUUACUAGAAGGAUAUGUGAUCAAGUUUGGCUCCAAGCCAUGCGCAUGCACUAAACCUUUUAAAAACAUUUAACAGUCAUCGAUUUGUGUAUAUUACGUGUUAUCAGUGGAUAUAUAUUACAAUUUUUUAAAACAGUAUUGAAGUUUUUAAACGUUCUUAUAAUUCAUUUAUAAUGCACAUUCUAAGUAGAAAUUUGACAUUGAUAUUAUUUAUUUACAACAAUAUAAUGUAAUAAUACUCUGCAUGCACAAAAUAUGGCUUAGCAUCUAUUAUUCGAUGUUAUGCAAAGUAGUUAAAUUAGCAAAAUGUAAGAAUGUGAUAUAAGCAUUUUAUACUGUUAAAUUGCAGGUUUAAUGACCAAUAACUUGCAGAGAAGACACUAAGAUCGUACCCUCUACCAGGGCCACAGAUUGAUUUUUCACUACAAACUCUCAGAUAUACCCCUGGUUAAUUCAGGACUCAUUUCUGGUGUUGGAGAAAAGUGCACAUAAUUAAUCUGUGGCCCUGGUAAACAGUACUCAGAUCAUGAGAAAUCUAUGUUCUUUUAUCACACUGGCUUACAUGUGAAAAGAAUUACAAGGUUAGUUUAUUUUGUGUACGCGUCUUGCAGAAAUCAGUAGACGUAUAUUAAUUGUUGAUAUGCAGAUAACUCGGAACAUCAUAAGCUGCAAGCGGCUUAUUUUGUACGUUUUAUUUGGAAUUUACCAUGAAGUAGGAUUUUUAAGGUGGAUAUUAAACAAGUACUCAUGCCAUGUUAUUGCCACUGAAUCCGAUCAAAUGCCACCAUGUACCUUCAAGAAGAAGUUAAAGAGAUAACAACUCUUUAUACAUGUACGAGAUACAAAUUUCCACAAUCAACACAUUGUGAACAACACAAAGUAAUAAAAUAAAUUUCAUUUUACCACCAAAACGGCAGUUAUUGCAAUUAUUCUGAAAUUUUUCUUGUC